AUGUCAGCCGGAGUAGCUUUGUUAGUACAUGUUGUGUUCACGCUUUUAUGUUAUUUACAGUUCCUGGUAUUUGAAACACCUCUGCUCGAUGGCUGUUACGUUAAUCCAUUCCCUGGUCGCCCGUUGAAAGUGUGA
Messenger RNA from Paraglomus occultum, 135 nucleotides. NCBI's taxonomy places the organism in Eukaryota, Fungi, Glomeromycota, Glomeromycetes, Paraglomerales, Paraglomeraceae. The record is from the annotation of a GenBank genome assembly.